Octodon degus (degu) is the source of this 1315-nucleotide messenger RNA. It is a transcript of the gene Cdr2, whose product is annotated as cerebellar degeneration related protein 2. NCBI's taxonomy places the organism in Eukaryota, Metazoa, Chordata, Mammalia, Rodentia, Octodontidae. The record is from RefSeq and is a predicted model, not a curated record. The transcript is spliced from 6 exons. Bases 221 to 1315 code for a protein of 364 amino acids.
GAGCUGUGGCGAGAGGAGCCGGCUCGGGGCUGCCCUGGGCUUUCUUACCCGGUUGUUGAGGCUUGUGUGGCAAGAGGCGAGUCGGAGAGGCGGCGGCGGGCGCUCGGGGCGGCGGCGCGUCCCGCCCGGGAGGGCGGCUCUGGCCGAGGGCGGCGGGCGGGGAUCUGGGCUGCCCGGGGCAGCGGCCGAGGCGGGGCGGCGGCGGGGAGAGCGGGCCGAGAUGCUGGCGGAAAACCUGGUGGAGGAGUUUGAGAUGAAGGAGGACGAGCCCUGGUACGACCACCGGGACCUGCAGCAAGAUCUCCAGCUUGCUGCUGAGCUUGGGAAGACGUUACUGGACCGGAACACAGAACUGGAGGAGUCGCUCCAGCAGAUGUACACCACCAACCAGGAGCAGCUGCAGGAAAUCGAGUAUCUGACCAAGCAGGUGGAGCUCUUACGGCACAUGAACGAGCAGCACGCGAAGGUCUACGAGCAGUUGGACGCCACAGCGCGAGAGCUGGAGGAGACCAACCAGAAGCUAGCCGCUGACAGCAAGGCCUCCCAGCAGAAGAUUCUGAGCCUGACGGAAACCAUUGAGUGUCUGCAAACCAACAUCGAGCACCUGCAGAGCCAAGUGGAGGAGCUGAAGUCCUCUGACCCGGGCCGGAGCAGGCCGGGGAGGGGCGGCCCGCAGCAGCCGGCACCCGGCUCGGCCUGUCUGAAGGAGCUGUACGACCUUCCCAGACACUUCGUUUAUGACCACGUCUUUGCGGAGAAGAUCGCGUCCCUGCACAGCCAGCAGAGCCCCGAGGAGGAGGAAAACGGGCGCCUCAAGAAGACGGUGAGCGUGCUGCAGGCGCAGCUGAGCCUGGAGCGCCAGAAGCGCCUGGCCGUGGAGGAGGAGCUCGGGCUGGCGCUGAAGGAGAACCGCGAGCUGGAGCAGCAGCUGAGGGCCGCCGACGCCUGCGGCGCGCGGGCGCUCGAGCUGGAGGCCGAGGUGGCCGCGAUGCGCCGCGCGCUGCAGGCCGAGCACCCCUGGGCCAACGGCGUGGACACGCCGGCGCUGGACGCCCUGCUGGCCCCCGAGCCCAGCCAGAGCCUGCUGGAGGAGAUGUUCCUGACGGUCGCCGACGCCUACCGCAGGCCCCUGCAGCGCAGCAGCAGCGACACGGUGCUCGGCGGCCCCGCGGCGGGACCGGACGAGCAGGGGGGAGAGCGGGCGUCUAAUCCAAAGGACCGGACCAGCCCUCUGCAGCCUGAGCUGUCGCGUCUGCCACCGCGUGAGCUGCGGCGGACUCGCUGGCCCGCGUGCCGAUGUCCUGCUCGGCUGUAG